Messenger RNA from Aphidius gifuensis, 832 nucleotides. It is a transcript of the gene LSm1, whose product is annotated as U6 snRNA-associated Sm-like protein LSm1. Gene Ontology annotation, molecular function: RNA cap binding. NCBI's taxonomy places the organism in Eukaryota, Metazoa, Arthropoda, Insecta, Hymenoptera, Braconidae. The transcript has 4 exons. The coding region runs from base 256 to 660 and encodes 134 amino acids. The record is from RefSeq and is a predicted model, not a curated record. Gene Ontology annotation, cellular component: P-body; Lsm1-7-Pat1 complex. Gene Ontology annotation, biological process: deadenylation-dependent decapping of nuclear-transcribed mRNA.
UUUACGUGUUACACGUAUGAAAGCCUAAAAACGGUCGAAUUGCCCAAUACUAUCCACUGGACAGUGUCCACAAACCGACAAACCAACCUGAACCAACCACUUAGGAACUUAAAAAAUAAAUAAAUACUGAACAAUUGAAACAUCUAACAAUUAUUAUAACGAUAAUAGUUUAUUUACAAAGAUUGUACUGUUAUAAAAUAUUUAUCAAGCUCUGAAUGUCAGUCAUUUUUUUCAAAAUAUUUAUUUACACUCAAUAUGGAUAUUGUCCCAGGAACUGCAUCUCUUCUUGAUGAGCUUGACAAAAAAUUGAUGGUAUUAUUGAGAGAUGGACGAACAUUAAUUGGUUAUUUACGAUCUGUCGAUCAGUUUGCAAAUUUGGUACUUCAUCCUACAAUUGAAAGGAUUCAUGUCGGCAAACAAUAUGGGGAUAUACCCAGAGGUGUUUUUAUUGUUCGUGGUGAAAAUGUUGUUCUCUUAGGUGAAAUUGAUAGGGAAAAAGAAAAAGAUCAUUCUUUGUCAGAAGUUUCAGUUGACGAUAUAUUAGAUGCUCAAAGAAGAGAACAAGAAUCAAAACAGGAUCAAAGUCGUCUUCACAAUAAAGCACUCAAAGAAAGAGGAUUAAAUUUUGUUCCUGAUCUUGGACAUGAUGAUAUGUUUUGACCUUCGAUAUCUUAUUCUUCAUUAAAUUAAUUAUUUUUUUUUAUCCAUGUAAUAAAUAAAUAUUAUCCAGUGAUUUUUCUUGAAAAAAACAAGGCAACAGAAAAAUCAUUUUUUAAAAGAUAACAAAAAUCUAAAAUACCUUGUAAAUUAAUAAUAAAUAAUUAAUAAAAAA